Messenger RNA from Cajanus cajan (pigeon pea), 3414 nucleotides. RefSeq lists its product as uncharacterized. NCBI's taxonomy places the organism in Eukaryota, Viridiplantae, Streptophyta, Magnoliopsida, Fabales, Fabaceae. Gene Ontology annotation, biological process: microtubule-based process; protein phosphorylation. Gene Ontology annotation, molecular function: protein serine/threonine kinase activity; ATP binding. Gene Ontology annotation, cellular component: cortical microtubule. The record is from RefSeq and is a predicted model, not a curated record.
ACUAUGCUAAACAUAGUCACUGUUACACGCUUAUCAAUUAAAGCAAUAUUAAAGUGACAACAUGUCUCUUCUGCAUUUCUUUACUUGACUUUGUUGUCCUUCCAUCACUUUCUCUCUCUCAACUUUCUUUCGCUAUAGGUUUGUGUUCAGUUACAGCAUUUGGAAGAAGCAAAAGGGUUGGUGGUAGCUGAAAUUCACACUCACAACAGCAAAGCUUUGUCAUAGAAUAAGGCAUCAAAGGUUUUCCUGAAUUGGGUUCUCAGCGAAUCAGGAUCUGCUGCUUGCUUCAGUGCUCCACUGUUUUGUUUUGUCUUCUAGCUUCUUCUGGAGUUUUCCAUGGAGAGUAGUGGCAAGAUGGAAGACUAUGAAGUGAUUCAGCAAAUUGGAAGAGGAGCACUUGGUGCAACUUUUCUUGUUCUACACAAGAUUGAGAAAAAGAGGUAUGUGCUGAAGAAAAUUCGCUUGGCCAAACAAGCAGACAAGUCCAAAGUGACAGCUCAACAAGAGAUGGACCUGAUAGGAAAACUAAAUUACCCUUAUAUUGUGGAGUACAAAGAUGCUUGGGUGGAGAAGGAAGACUACAUAUGCAUUAUAACUGGCUAUUGUGAAGGAGGUGACAUGGCUGCGAAUAUAAAGAAAGCUCGGGGAUCUUAUUUUUCGGAGGAGAAAGUCUGCAAAUGGUUGACUCAGUUGUUACUAGCUGUUGACUACCUUCACUCCAAUCGGGUACUCCACAGAGAUCUUAAGUGUUCCAACAUAUUCCUUACCAAAGAAAAUAACAUUCGGCUAGGUGAAUUUGGUCUUGCGAAGCUUCUUAACGAAGACCUUGCUUACCCGGCUGUUGGAACUCUAAACUACAUGUGUCCUGAGGCCAUUGCUGGUAUGCCUUAUGGUUAUAAAUCUGAUAUGUGGUCACUUGGUUGCUGCAUGUUUGAAAUUGUUGCACAUCAACCGGCAUUUCGUGCUCCAGACAGGGCUGGACUUAUCAAUAAAAUAAAUAGAUGCUCCAUUUCUCCUCUACCAAUUGUUUACUCUUCCACACUGAAACAACUUAUCAAGAGCAUGCUGAGGAAAAACCCAGAACAUAGACCAACAGCAUCUGAAUUAUUAAGGCAUCCUCAUUUGCAACCUUUUGUUCUCCGCUGUCGUAAUGCAUCAUCUAUUUUUCUACCGGUACAUCUUAUAUCUAGUAACUCAAACUCAAAGGAAAAAACAAAAAACAAAUCUAGUGGUGAUCAACACCUUUGGGACAAGGAGGCAGGAUUAGCAGGAUUAGUAAAUCGUUUGGAGCGAAUUUAUCCAAUUGAGGGAAAUGGAGAUGUACAGACACAGAACCGGCCUAAUGAUGGCAAGCUAGCAGUGUCAACCAGUGCAGAAGACAACCUUGAGAUUAAAAUGGUUGAUUCUACCAGCAACACUGUGGAAUUUUCUACUAGUAUUAGUGGCUCGAAAGAUGGCUCAACAACAUCUGAAUCAACCGUAUGCAGUGUGUGCAAGGAAGGAGACUUUAAAAAUAGACUUGCAAGGGACGCGGCUGACAGCGAGAUCACUUCAAAGAGUACACUAGAUUCUGUGCUUGAAGAACAAGGAUUUGCUGCUCAUAAGUCAUAUGCAGCUGACAUAAAUGAAGCAAUUAAUCAAGUUGAAGAUACUUUUUUCAAUGAAGACUUAAAUACAGAUGAAGCACUGAGUGAAGGUGCCAAACCUGAGGACUCCAGUAAAUCAAUAAUGUCCAGUGAAGACAGCAACAGUAAUGAUAAAGAUGAGUCCAUUGAUGAAAUCACAUCAAAGAGUACUCUAGAUUCUAUGCUUGAUGAACAAGGAUUUACAUCUCAACAUUUUCAGAACUCAGAUGUGAUUGACACAGAUGCAGUGGCUACAAAAGUUGAUGAUAAUUUUUCCAAUGGUUUUGAUCAAACUGAAGCAGAGAGGGAAAAUGCCAAGUCUGAUGACUCCAGAAAAUCAUUAGCAUCCAUUGAAAACAGCAACAGUAAUGUUAAUGAAGGAUCCAUUGAUAAGAUCAUAUCAAAGGGUAUGCUCGACUCUAUGCAUGAAGAGCAAGGGUUUGCUGCUGAACAUGUUCAGAAGUCAGAUGUGAUUGACCUCAAUGCAGUGGCUACAAAAGUUGAAGAUAAUUUUUCCAUUGAAGAUUUUGACAAAACUGAAGCAGAGAGCGAAAAUGCCAAACCUGAGGACUCCAGAAAACCAGUAAUGUCCGGUGAAAACAGCGACAAUAAUGAUGAAGAUAGGUCCAUUGAUGAGAUUGCUUUAGAGAGUACGCAUGAUUCUGUGCAUGAAGGGCAAGGGUUUAUAGCUGAACAUGUUCAAAAGUCAGAUGUUGACAUAAAUGCAGCAACUUCAAAAGUUGAAGACUUAUUUUCUGAUGAAAGAUUUGAUAAAGCUGAAGCACAGAGGGAAGAUACCAAGCCUGAGAGCUCCAGCAAAUCAAUAAUUUCCUGUGAAAACAGCAAUGGUUACGAUAAAGAUGGUUCUGGCGAUGAGAUCACGUCCAAGAGUAUGCUAGAUUCUGUAUGUGAAGAACAAGGACUUGCUGCUGAUCAUUUUCAGAAGUCUGAUGCAAUUGACAUAAAUGCAGAGACUACAGAAGUUGGAGAUAAACUUUCCAAUGAAGGUUUUGAUAAAGCUGAAACACAGAAGAAAGAUGCUAAACCUGAGGACUCCAGUAAACCAAAAUCCAUUGAAGACAGCAACAAUAAUGAUAAAGAUGGGUCCAUUGAUGAGGAAAGUUCAUCACCAAUUGCACAUCCUGUUAGGGUUGAACAUGACACUGAAACUGGAAACAGCUUGAAGGAAAAUGAAAAUCCUGAAGCAUUUAUGGAAGGCUCAUGCAUGGACAGCUUGACUUCUGAGAGUGACAAAACACAUACGUUCAGUUGUUCAACGCAUAAAAAAGAUGACAAUGCCGUUGUUGCCGAUAAGCCACCCAAUGGCAUUUCAAUAAGGACACGUAUAUCAAGAGGCAGUGAUAGUACCUGCCAGCAAAGAGCUGAUGCUCUAGAAUCUCUGCUCGAGUUAUGUGCACAGCUACUUCAGCAAGGAAAGCUUGAAGAGCUUGCUGCUGUGCUGAGUCCAUUUGGAGAAGAUGCUGUAUCUGUAUCAUCCAGAGAAACAGCAAUAUGGCUUACAAAAAGCCUCAUGGCCUCACAAAAACUUAAUCCUGAAACAUAGUUUGUGAAAGGUGCUGUGCUGCAUAUUAUUUAUACAUUAUUGUAAGCAAAACGUGUAUUUCCAAAUGUUACAUGAGUUUGUUUCUUUGAGACUUUUGCUUGAUUGAAGAUUCGAGGCUGGAAAAUAACAUCCCAUAUAUUCUUUGCUGGUAAACGGUGUAUUGUAAAUGGAUUAAAUUAUAUUUGAAAUGGUUGGGUUGAAUAUUAAUUGGUGUUUUUUUGUAAG